Molecule: messenger RNA, 1201 nt
Organism: Ostrea edulis (European flat oyster)
Lineage: Eukaryota; Metazoa; Mollusca; Bivalvia; Ostreida; Ostreidae
Exons: 4
Coding region: 19-1185 (388 amino acids)
Source: RefSeq, a predicted model, not a curated record
CUGGUGAAGUGUUGAAUAAUGUUAACUGUGAACAAGCAUUGCAUUUUUCAUAACUUCCGCUUCCUCAAAACAAAUGUUCUUUCCGCGACCAUUACCAUGUGCAGGCAAAGAAAUUCCUCUGAAUGCUGUUAUAAUCAUUAUUUGGUUGACAACUCAUGUGUAGAAUGUCCACAUGGGUACUAUGGUGAUAACUGCUCCAAGGAAUGUAAACCACCAUCUUUUGGACAUCUUUGCAGCCAGCAGUGUUCAGAGUUUUGUCCUCCAACAAAAUGUGACUUCGCAACAGGAUGUAGUGUGAAAAUUACAGAACCAACAAUUCAUUCUUCGCCUCCUUUUGACGUAUCAACGGGAUUAGAUAUAACAUGGACCUCUGCACGUUCCACUGAUUUAUCAUCUUUUAAACAACUUUCAUCAAAUUCUCCUACAAUUAGCACAAAAUUGGAGGAAAUUCCAGUACAAAGUACACAAAGUAUCAUUUCACAGACACGGGAUACACCGUACAACUACACCUCAGUGAUAGCCGUGACGGGAGGCGUCAUUGCCUUAUUUCUGGCCAUUCUGGUAAUGCAAAUGUGUUUGAAAAUGCGCUUGAAUAAACAAAAAACUAGAAAAAUGAAUUCUAUAAAAGCAAAUAUAACUGCUGAGCCAGAUGACUUAUAUCAUGAAAUAAACGAUAUGAAUGUUGCAGUAAACGAUCAAAGUUACCUGGAUGUAACAGAACAAAGUAGAAAAGAAAGUGAACUUCGGCAUCUGUACACUGCAAAAUGCAAUUCAUACCAGAAAAUAGACGAUUCCCCGAAAUAUUUGGAACAAUCUGUUGCUAUUCAGCACACCAAUAAUUCUUCGACAGACAGCAGCAACAGUUCAGAUGGAAGUGCUGCCCCUUAUCUAAAGCCUAAGAAACAAUCGAUCAGACACAGCUACAUCGAGGUGACAGAUCUAGAUAUACAUUCCACUCCACAGAAUGAAUCAGUUGUUGAUACACGUACACUCGAUAGGCCACAAAACCGAUCCUCGUCACAAUACGAUGACGUAAUCAAUCCCUGCACUACAAAUGAAUUCAGAGACAUUACGCCUCAUGGUGAUGUAGAUGACACAGACCCUGAUGCUCCUUACUUAGAUGUUGUAAAUUAUGGUCAACAUAGCACUUAUCUCGAUGUUGUUCAUUCUAUAAACAAGAAAUAGAGAAUUCAAUCUUUAA